Dama dama (fallow deer) is the source of this 3281-nucleotide messenger RNA. RefSeq names its product multimerin 2 (gene MMRN2). Lineage: Eukaryota; Metazoa; Chordata; Mammalia; Artiodactyla; Cervidae. Gene Ontology annotation, biological process: negative regulation of vascular endothelial growth factor receptor signaling pathway; negative regulation of cell migration involved in sprouting angiogenesis. Bases 104 to 2917 code for a protein of 937 amino acids. The record is from RefSeq and is a predicted model, not a curated record. The transcript has 7 exons. Gene Ontology annotation, molecular function: protein binding.
GUCCCUGCUUUUUUUUUUCCCCUUCUGAGACUUAACUUAAAGACGUCACCGGCACCGGCACUUUCUGGAGUCACUACAGAAGCUGAGUCUGCCGCAAGCCAGCAUGAUCCUGACACUGCUCAUUGGCCUGGGGGGGCCCCUGGGCUGGGGGAUGCUGGGGACCUGGGCGCAGGCCCCUGGUACCAGAUUCUCUGAUCCACACCACCCUCAGCCCCCUGGUGUCUGGAGGGCAGAGGCUGAGGACACCGGCAGGGACCCUGUCAGACGUAACUGGUGCCCCUACCAGAAGUCCAGACUGGUCACCUUCGUAGCUGCUUGCAAAACCGAGAAAUUCCUCGUCCACUCACAGCAGCCGUGUCCGCAGGGGGCUCCGAACUGCCAGAAGGUCAAAGUCAUGUACCGCGUGGCCCACAAGCCGGUGUACCAGGUCAAGCAGAAGGUGCUGGCCUCCGUGGCCUGGAGAUGCUGCCCGGGCUUUGCGGGCCCCGACUGCCAGCACCACGAUCCCAUGGCAACCCCUGAGCCUGAAGAUCCAGGUGAUAGCCUCCAGGAGCCUUGGGAUGGGCCAAUUGACUUUGAAUCUGGUCAUCCAGCUGUAGUGACCCGCAACACAGUGGAGCAGCAGGAACGCCGACUGAGAGAUCUCCAGAAUGACAUCCACCAGAUGGCAGACAGCCUCCCAGGCCUGUGGGAAGCCUGGGCAAGCAACCUCACAGUGGCAACAACUGAAGCAAAUCAAACAGAGCUUGAGUUUCCAGCCAGAUCCUUGGAGCAAGUGCUACUGCCCCACAUCAACACCUUCCUGCAAGGACAUCUCAGCCCCAUGUGGAGAAGCUUCAACCAAAGCCUGCACAGCCUCUCCCAGGUCAUAAGAAAUUUAUCUCUUGAUGUGGAGGCCAACCGACAGGCCCUCAAGAGGGUCCAGGAGAGCUCUGUGGCCAGAGCUGACUUCCAGGAGCUUGGUACCAAAUUUGAGACCAAGGUCCAGGAGAACGCUCAGAGGGUGGGCCAGCUGAGGCAGGAGGUGGAGGACCGCCUACAUGCCCAGCGCCUGUCCAUGCACCAGUCCCUCUCAGAGGUCCAGACCGAUGUGGACAUCAAGUUGAAGAAGCUCCUUAAGGCCCAGGAGUCUGCAGCGAUCAAUAGCAGCGUGGUCCUGGCAGUAGCAGGGGCAGCAGCAAGGCCAGAGCCAGAGAGCCUGAACGCCAGGCUGGGCCAGCUGCAGAGGAACCUCUCCGCCCUGCAUGUGGCCACUGCCCACAGGGAAGAGGCGUUACAGAGCACCCUGGCAGACAUGAAGGCCACCCUGGCCCGGCACGUGGAUGAGAUCAAGGAGCUGUACUCGGAAUCGGAUGACACCUUCGAUGAGAUCAGCAAGGUGCAGCGGCAGGUGCAGGAGCUGGAGGUGAACCACACGGCACUGCGAGAGCUGCGGGUGAUCCUGAUGGAGAAGUCACUGAUCAUGGAGGAGAACAAGGAGGACGUGGAGCGGCAGCUCCUGGAGCUCAACCUUACCCUCCAGCACCUACAGGGCGCCCACGCCGACCUCAUCAAGUACGUCAAGGACUGCAACUGCCAGAAACUCUACUUUGACCUGGAUGUCAUCCGGGAGGACCAAAGGGACACCACGCGAGCCCUGGAGGAGACCCAGGUGAGCCUGGACGAGCGGCGCCAGCAGGAUGGCUCCUCCCUGCAGGCCCUGAGCGACACGGUGGCCUCCUUAUCGCUGGCCAUGGACACGCACCAGACAGAGAGUCAGCGGGCGCGGGCUGAGGCGGCACGGCUCCGGAGCCAGCUGCGUGCCCUGGGCGGUGAGGUGAGUGCGCUGCGGGCCAACGAGACCGAGAUCCGCCGCGAGAUCCGCCAGUUGCACAGCUCCUUCUCCGCCCUGCUGGAGGACGCGCUGCGGCACGAGGCCGUGCUGGCUGCUCUUUUCGGGGAGGAGGUGAUGGAGGAGAUGUCCGAGGAGGGGCCUGGCACGCUGCCCCUGCGCUAUGAACAGAUCCGCGUCGCCCUGAUGGACGCGGCCAGCGGGCUGCGGGAGCAGGCUUUAGACUGGGACGCGUUGGCCGCCAGGGUGACUGCCUUGGAACAGGCCUCGGGGGCCAGCGGGCAAACCGCGCGUUUGGAGCCCAGCCGGGAUGCUUCACUAGAGGAGGUCGGUGCACUGGACCUGGCUGGUCUGGCACAGGAGCUCCAGCGCCUGAGCUCGGACAUGGAGCGUGUGGGUCAGUGCUGUGAGGCCUCCUGGGUCUCCUCCCUCAAUAGCUCCCUCGAGGGCCUUCGCGGGGAGCUCUCCACGACUGAGCGCGGCUUGGAGAGGCACCAGCGCCUCUUCCACAGCCUCUUUGGGAACUUUCAAGGGCUCGUGGCAGCCAACGUCAGCCUGGACCUGGAGAAGCUGCAGGCCAUGCUGAACAGGAAAGGGAAGAAGCAGCAGAAAGGCCUGGAAGCUCCCAAGAGGAGGGAUCGUAAGCAAGUGGAAUCUUUAGAGGAUGUGCAUGUCAAAGGGCCAGCGCUCUGGGAGGCAGGCUCCCCUGUGGCCUUCUACGCCAGCUUUUCAGAAGGGACCACUGCUCUGCAGACAGUGAAGUUUAACACUGCUUACAUCAACGUCGGCAGCAGCUACUUCCCUGAACAUGGCUACUUCCGAGCCCCUGAGCGUGGGGUCUAUCUGUUUGCAGUGAGCAUUGAAUUUGGUCCGGGACCAGGCACCGGGCAGCUGGUGUUUGGAGGUCACCAUCGGACCCCCGUCUAUACCACCGAGGAGCAGAGGGGUGGGAGCCCAGCAACAACCUUUGCUAUGGCUGAGCUGCAAAAGGGUGAGAGAGUGUGGUUUGAGCUAACCCAGGGAUCAAUAAUGAAGAGAAGCCCGCCAGGCACUGUAUUCGGGGGCUUCCUGUUGUUCAAGACCUGAGUACCAAGCACAGCUCUGACCAGACACUGUGGACUUGUCCAGCUCUCCUUGGCCUGGGACUCAGGCCAGGGUUGGUCUGGAGACCAUCCAGUUGGUCUAGCCUUUCCCUGGAAACCUUCUCCAAAGACAACGUGGUAUUUGUGGCCGCUCUCUAGAUGCACUGGGUCUGGCUGUUUCUUAAUGAGAAAGACUGGAAUGCUUCUCUCCGGGCAGGCCCUGGCCUGGGGUGUGUGACUCUUGGCUCGGUCUGCCUUCUGAGGCAGCACAGCUUGGACUCCAGUUCUUGGCCACACCGUGUUCUGCAGCUUCUUUGGUGUUUGGCUCCUCCUGUGGUUGGAAACUUACAUACACCACUUUAAACCUU